Messenger RNA from Eruca vesicaria subsp. sativa (arugula), 845 nucleotides. The record is from the annotation of a GenBank genome assembly. Lineage: Eukaryota; Viridiplantae; Streptophyta; Magnoliopsida; Brassicales; Brassicaceae.
UAAGACAACUUAUUUUUAUUCCUGGUCAAGUCUUGUAAUUCGCCGAAGAAAGAUUUCUUGAGAAAACUCAAAAACUCGUGCAGCUGCGAGACGACAAGGGAAAUGGACGCGACGAUAGGCAAAGUUUUCGAUUCCGUCUCUGGUUUCUUCUCCGGCGCUGCCUCUGCCUCCGCUGACGAGUUCCCCUUGUGCGACACCGACAUCAUCUCGGGAUGUGAGAAAGAGCUUGCAGAGGCUCAGAAAGGGCAAGACGAAGGGCUUAAGAAGGAAUGCAUCAUGCGUCUUUCAUGGGCUCUUGUUCAUUCAAAGAUACAUGCGGAUAUACAGCGUGGGAUAUCAAUGCUUGAAGCUUCCGUGGUUAGUGAUACAAGUCCUAUUAAUUUAAGGGAGAAGCUAUAUCUACUUGCUCUUGGUUACUAUCGAAGCGGUGACUUUUCAAGAAGCCGGGAAUGUGUAGAACGGUGUUUGGAGGUCGAACCAGAGUGGAAUCAGGCUCAAACGCUAAAAACGGCUAUAGAGGACCGUAUUGUGAAAGACGGUGUUAUUGGCGUUGGAAUUGCUGUUACUGCUGUUGGGGUUGUUGCUGGUAUUGCCACAGCCUUAUUACGCAGCUGAGAAGGAAAUAACAUCUGUACAUAUGCGCGUGUGUCCCCUGAUCUUCAGUGAGUUUGUUUGGUUUCUUUGAGGGCUUUGGGAGAAUUGUCAAAACAAAUGAUCUUUUGUAUAUUCCAGUUUUACUAUGAAUAGCUGAACAAUAUUUACUGAUUUGGGGAAGUAUCAAACAGAAACUUUAUUAUUAUUAUUACCUGAGCAGAAACUAGAAGAAAAAAUGCUACUCUUGUCAG